Molecule: messenger RNA, 5266 nt
Organism: Bicyclus anynana (squinting bush brown)
Lineage: Eukaryota; Metazoa; Arthropoda; Insecta; Lepidoptera; Nymphalidae
Gene: Hexim
Exons: 1
Coding region: 250-1260 (336 amino acids)
Biological process (GO): negative regulation of transcription by RNA polymerase II; negative regulation of cyclin-dependent protein serine/threonine kinase activity
Cellular component (GO): nucleus; nucleoplasm; cytoplasm
Molecular function (GO): 7SK snRNA binding; cyclin-dependent protein serine/threonine kinase inhibitor activity
Source: RefSeq, a predicted model, not a curated record
UUCCAUCAGUCCAUAGACUUUCAGUCAGUCGUAAAACGAAUUUAGUGGACUGUGUACUGGGUCUAUCUAUCUAUGAUUCUAUUAUUAAAAAUGGCGAAAUAUGGUAUGUGUUUAAUUCAGAUACAAUUUGUGAAAUCAAGAUUGCCGUCAACGAUACUUUCCUGUUAAUGCGGUUUUAUUUCAUUGUGAUCUGAGUGUUCCAUUUAUAAGGAUUUAAUUAUAGUUUUGUGUACUUUUUGUUUUCUAAAUAUGGAUGUAAAUAAGUUAGCCGAAAUCAAAGAUGGCGAUUCGCUGAUAUUAGUGGAAGCGCCAUCUAUAUUGGAUGUGCCAAAACAUAAAUUGGACAGAAGUGUGAGUGUAAAGAAAAAAAGAAGGCGCGGGAAGACCAAAUGGAAAAUCUCAAAGCCAUUUCUCAAAGUGCCCUGGCAGGAUAGGAGGAAGGUCGUCAAUACCAAGCGAAAUAAUCGUUUUCGGAAAUUAGCCUUGUCCAAAACGCAGGCCCCUUUCAACAACAAUCAGUUUCUUAUGGAAAUCCACAAACCAGAGCCAGAAAACAACUUGUAUCUUUUCCGAACUCCGUCUGCUCGCACCAGAGAUUCAAGUUUUAGUGUUGAUUCAGAAGAAAACUAUUUUUAUUCUCUUCCUGAAGACGAAGAAGAAUAUUUGACAAAGGAAUUUUCUAGUGUAUAUGAAGAUGCUCAGUGUGAACGUUUGUCUAAUAUGUCCAAGAAUGAACUCAUUCAAGAGUAUCUACUCCUUGAAGCCAAAUAUGACAAUCUUGUAAAGAGAAACGAACGCAGCAAGCCCAAAGAACCUGAAGACGAAAAAGAUACAAAUGCAACUGACAAGGAUAUGUGUGCCACAGAUGCCGACAGCAUGGUGACCGACCGGGACACAUCUGGUGCUUCUAUCAAUUCAGGUUCCAUGGAUGAGAUUUCAUUAUAUGAUGCUGUGCAACGGUUAAUGGAACAAGAGCAGCAAAUUCGGGAGCUUAAACUGGCAAAUGAAAAGUUGAUACUGGAAAAUAGCCACCUUAGGCAUAACCAAGGCUCGAGUGAGGACUCUGAGAGUGAUAGCUCUUCAAGCUCAGAUAGUUGCAGCAGUUCUAGCUGCUCCAGUCCCGAGCACGCUCCUGCUGCGGUAGAUGGUGCUGGUGACAUUCCAAAUGGGAAUCAUGUUCAUGAAAAUGGGGAGCACACUGCUAACAGUCCAGAUGAUGAGCAACCAGUUGUCAAUGGGUUUCAUAGCCCAACUGAAUAAAUAUAACAUGAUCAUUCCAUAGUUUUCAUAGUAGCAAUCUUGUUGCAUGUUUUCUGGGUUCAAUCCCCACCCCAUUGGCGUAUUGUACCCACUACGAAUACAGUCUUUCCUGACUAGUUGGAGGAGACUGGGAAUAUUGGUCAUAUGUAUUAAAAAAGAUAGGGCAAAUUUUUUUAAAAAAGAAAUCUGGUAGUCACAUUUAACUGGCAGAGGAAAAGAGGGAAGUAUGCCCCACACUUUAUUUUGUGUACUAGAAAUAAAUAGUUGUUGAGUUUUACAAAAUUAUAGACACUUCAUGACUUUAUAUCUUACGUACAACAGCCAAACACAAAUGGCCAAGUGCGGAAAAGGCCCAGGAAAGAAGAAGAAGACUUUAUAUCUAUGAAAUUUUAGAAGUUAGCUUGUUUAUUUCUUAAAAAUAUGUUUGCUACCGAAAGCUAUGGAAUAUUCAUAUCAAUAAUAAUUUAUGUGAUAUGUUGUCAUUAUUUGUCUUAAGCAGCAAUUAGUGUUCAUACCAUUAAUAUAUGAUUAUAGUAUGUAAGUCUGUUUGUUGCUGUACUCUUAUAUGUCAUAGAUUGUAAGACUGCUACUGUAUUGCAAAACUUGUGAUAACAUUGUAAUUGUUGGCUGAAUAUAUAUAUUACAGUUAAAAUGGAUGAAAUAACACAUUCAGGGAGAUGAUUUGGGAACAUAACUGCAGACAAACAUGUAAAUAAACAUUACAGUCAUUUAUGUCAUGGAAGUUUCAUGUCAUAGAGUUCGGGUAGAUGGCAUGUACAGCUUGUGCGGAUUAACUUGACACCUGGUUUGAAUGAUGUUUUUACUGUAUUUGUAUGUGUUUGGUAGCCAGGUGUCAAGAUAAUGUUGACAGGUUAUAAAUAGUAGUCUACUUUUAAAUCACACUGGUUACAUCAAAGUUUGGCAAUAGAGUGGUUUUGGGAAUGUAAUUGUGAGAUCUCAUCUUAGAUUUAGUGGAACAUCUGUGAUAUCCUUGUGGAUGUUUUGUUAGUAGUAUAAAAUUGGUUGUGCUUUUUGCUUUCAGGAUGUUUGGUUAUUAAUAUUUUAUGGGAAUCUAAAGCCUGACAGUACAAAGUGAAUUCAAAAAUUUAACUAGGCAAUAAAUAUAUCAUUUCAUAAAGUAAAAGACAAAUGUUGCUUGAAUGGAAUUAAUACUGAAAUGUUGAAUUCAUUAGAAUGAUUUAAACUAAAACUUAAUUUCAAAUCUUUGAUGACUUGAUGAGUUUAACUUAAUCAGUAUUGGUCCAAGAAUUCCAAAUCACCAUUAUUUUGUAACUAACUCCCAUUUUAUGUAUAGUUUGUUUGUUUUUAAAUUAAAUCCCUAUUUCUAAGCUCAUAUAAAACAAAGCCUCUAUAAAUUUAAAUUUUUUAUAAUAUGUAUCUUUGUUAAUUUUGGAGUUUGGAGAUAUAGACACAGACAGACAGACCAUCCGAUCUAGUCAUGUUUGAAAUUAAUAUUGUCGAUCCAAAUAGAAGAUACCGACGAAUUGAGAACAUUCUCCUUUUUUAUGUUGGUUAUUAAUGCUUGGUAAUGAUGUUUGUUAUCGCUAGAUCAUAUUGUGAAGUAUUUUUUUCCAUUUUUCAUUGUUUUAAUUUUAUUUCAUUUAUUUGUUUCAAUAUGGCUUUGCAAUACAUUUAGCCAGUCAUCAAGUAAUAAUUUUUAUCAAAUAAAUCAUUAGUGCGAAAGUGGUCAAUAUAGUUGUUUGUUUUAAUAAUCAAAGUAAUGGGAAUAAAGUUUUAGCAAUUGUUGAAAGAAAAUAGGUAUGUAACAUGACUAGAGAACGGAGAUAAAAAUUGUCUAGUAAUUGCUAUUAAUAGUGUUUCUUAUGAAACAUUGCAAAAUUUAUUAAAUUAAACUUGCAUUAAGUUUUGCAAUGAAUAAGUAAGGAAUAAGAAGAUUUCAGACAUUGCAACUAUUAAUGCAAUAUGCUCGAUGUGUCAUUAGGUACUAAUUUUGCAUAAUAUUUCAAGUGAUCUAAUUGGGUAAGAGAAUGAAAAUAAGAGUUUGAAAUAUUUAUUAAAAAUUGUUGUAUUUCACAAUGGGAUAUGAGAGUAUGGAAUGGUAUAGUUUAAAAUAAUAGUAUAAAUGUAAUGCGCACUAUCCAUAAAAUGGAUCUCACUUUUAUAUUUACACAGGACAAGGAAAAUAGGUACAUAGAAUAUGCUUAUAUAGAUUUAUGACUAAUAUAUUAUUUGUUUGAUUGAAAUAAUAUAAUAUUUGUUAUGUUGUGUCAAAGUGGCAUUAAGAUGUUAGUAUUGUAAAAUAGUGUUUAAGUGUAAGUGUCAACACUAAUACAUGCAUAGUUCACAGCACAUUGCUAAAAGCUCAAAUGUAAAAUGAUGAGUAAAUAACAUCAUAUCUGUAAACAAACUAAGGUGCAGGCCUGGGACUCUUACCAAAUAAAUGCCUUAUCUACUUGUAUCAUUGACAUUUAUGUACAUGUGAUAACUGAUAAGUAUUUAGUAUCUAUCAAUGAUAAGACAAACAAAUAUACAAGUAAGUGAAGCAUGAGGUCCUUUUGGCCUAUUCACUGUCCAUUAUUAACAUUGAACUCAUUCAUUUCUUAAUUAUUCAUGAAUUAUCAUCAGCUGAGAAAUGACAUCUACCUACUGUAUGAUAAACAUGAAGAGUUGUCAGUAGGCACCUAUUGACAUUUGUUGCAUAGAAACUCAAUUUCGUAUAAGUCAACUAACAUACGUCAAGUUCGUGAAUUUGCAGGCUGACCCUUGUUAUUUAUAAAGGCUGAGGGUUUUUCAGCACAUGCUACAAGACAGACUUAUCCUGAGUGAGGAAGGGAAGAUUCAUUAUAGUCUUUAUAAAUAGGCUACCUCCCAAAGCUACCAUGAUUCAAGCUUAGGCUGACGAACUUUCAACUUUUAUAAAAUAACGAAUGUCUAGCCAUCAUAGACCAGUAUUUUUUAUAUACUCAGAGGCACAAUUAUCCGCCCAUUUUAGUAUACUUGCGCUUAUUAAAGUGGGCGGAUAAUUGUCUCUGAGUAUAUAUGUGUGUGCUUAAACUAUGCAUUUUAUGGCAGUGACACCCAUAAGUCGGGGAUAAUUUUAAGCAGUUUUUUUAGAAUUUUAGACAAUGCAAUAGAUUGCAUUCAUACAUUUUAAUGUGUAAUCGCAUAAUUCUAUGUAUAAGUUGUAAGACAGGCACAAGUAAAAUAUAUUUGGAUUUAUUUUUAAAUGUCCUACAACCACACAUAAUUAUACAGCAUGAUAAGGAAACUGUUAUCUGAAAAUAGCAUAGCAACGUGUUGUAAACAUUGUACACAUAUGUGUUUUGCCACAAUUUAAUUAAAUAUGUAUGUAUACACAAGUAUUUGAAUAAAUGUAGUAGGUACAAGAUGCAGUUAAUACACGACUUUGAUAAACAUCUGCUUCAAGGUUUACCUUUUACCAUUAACUAGCUGACUUCGCGCGGUUUCAUCCGCGUAGUUCCUAUGUUGUUCCUAAUGGGCUAUCUAACACUGAAAGAAUUUUUCAAAUCGGACCAGUAGUUCCUGAGAUUAGCGCGUUCAACCAAACAAACAAGCAAACUCUUCAGCUUUCUAAUAUUAGUAUAGAUAAUGUGUGCAUUUUCAAAUAUUUUUUUUAUCAAGUCAAGUUUUAUAUGACCUUGGAUUCUUAAAUGCCAGAAUCAGCACCUGGUUUGUUUAUUUGCAUUUAAAUGAUAGGUUUUUAAAAGUUUUUAAGCAUAAAAUUAAAUGUAACAGUUUUUUUAUCAUGUAAUUGUUUAGUAUAAGAUAUUUUGGUAGUUUUAUAGCAUGCUUAAAGUAAAAUCGAGGAUGAAGUUACAAUCCAUUUGAAUAUUAAAUUGUGUUGUGUAGUUUUGCUUACCAUAUUUUAUUUAUAGAAUACCAUAAUUCAUUGAAAGGUUUUUAGAGUGAGUCUAUUUUAUGUUUAAAUAUUUUACAACUUACAUUAAGUUUAUCUUUUCUUGUAUAUCUUAAAAAUAAAGUAGAAUAUUGAUUCUUUUUACAA